Molecule: messenger RNA, 4855 nt
Organism: Neogale vison (American mink)
Lineage: Eukaryota; Metazoa; Chordata; Mammalia; Carnivora; Mustelidae
Product: cohesin subunit SA-2-like
Exons: 33
Coding region: 301-3645 (1114 amino acids)
Biological process (GO): sister chromatid cohesion
Cellular component (GO): cohesin complex; nucleus; chromatin
Molecular function (GO): chromatin binding
Source: RefSeq, a predicted model, not a curated record
CGGGACGAGCUUCGCUUCUGCGGGUCCUGCUCUCCGGAGACCCGGGACCAGGUGCAGGAAGGACCCUCGGGGGGCCGGGAUGCCGGUGGGAGCGGACCCCGACGGCGUGGGCGGCGUCCGUGCAGGAGGCUCCGGAAUCAGGCUGGGCAGUUCAUCUCCGUGGUGACCGUCUUUGAGGCACAGGGAGCGCCCUCGGGGAGCCAGGAUGCCAGCGGACCUGGCCCCCGCCGGCGAGGGCGGCCGCCUCGGAAGCACCGCAGGAAGAAAGUGGCCAUCGCCACAGAGGUGACCCUGUUUGAGAUGGUCGCCCUGGGGAAGAACUCUGUGCAGCAGACGGCCGUGGAGGAGUGGGUGCAGUCCUACAAGGAGGACCGGGAGCUGGCCUUGCUGGACCUCAUCAGCUUCUUUGUGCAGUGCUGUGGCUGUGAAGGGAUGGUGACGGCUGAGUUGUACCAGAGCAACGAAGGCAAGAACGUGGUGCACAAAAUGACAGAGAAGUUUGACCAGGAGACCGGGCUGUAUUACAAGAAGUUUCUGGCGUACCCCUGGAUCCUGACCAUCAUGUGGCCCGAGAAACUGCGUGCUGCUUCAGAUGAGAGCACCGGGCUCUGCACCGCGGGACCUGUAGGCCUGACCUGUCCUGCAGAACAAAGCGACUUUUACCCCAUCGUGGGGCCAGGGCCUUUCUGGAAGAGGUUUCGGGUGAACUUCUGUGAGUUCACGGAGCUGCUGGUGCACCAGACGCACUCCUCGGUGCUGUGUGACGGUCACCUCAUGGACACGGUGAUCGGCAUGCUCAGCGGCCUCACAAACUCGGCCGUGUACAGCCUGCGGCACACCAGCUCCCUGGCCGCCAUGAAGCUGCUGACGGCGCUGGCCAGCGUGAACCAGGGCAUCUGCACGGGCAGGCGCACGGCCCAGCGGCUGUACGAGAUCGAGAGCAUCACCAAGCUCAAGGGGAGGCACAAGUACUACAUGGAGCUGCUGGACCAGCGCAGGCACCAGUUCCAGAACAAGCCCGUGGCCAUCGACAACAUCAUCUGUGCGCUCUUCAAAAGGACGUUUGUGCCCCGCUACCGUGACAUCAGCUCGGACAUCCGUGUGAUCUGCAUGGGGGAGCUGGGCUGCUGGGUCCGGCUGUACCCGGAUCUGUUCCUGGACAACAACUACUUGAAGUACAUCGGCUGGAUGCUCUACGACAAGGACGCCAGCGUGCGGAUGAAGUGCAUCCUGGCCCUGAAGGCACUCUACGAGAAGAGGGAGUCGGCCAUGAAGCUCGGCCUCUUCUUCUACAAGUUCAAGAAACGGAUCCUGUCGAUGACGCAGGACAGGCAGCCGGAAAUCACGUCCGAGUGCAUGCAGCUGCUGAGGCUCAUAUCCGAGCACUACGUGGGCGUGUUCUCCGCCAUGGAGUACGUCUUCCUGUUCCAGUUUGUGUACGCGGCCUACAGGCCCAUGGCCACCGCCGCGGGCGAACUCAUCUGUAAGAGGCUCCUGGCCCCUCCGCCCCACGAAGGUUUCUUUGCUCAAGAGCCCCCGGACGAGUUCGAUAGAAAUCUCCAGAACAUGAAGGCGCUCAUCGACUUCUACCUGCAGGGCGAGUUCCACAGACACGUCCCGUACCUGGUGGACGGCCUGUGGGAGGCAGCGCCCGCCCUGGUCCGGAACUGGGAGUGCAUGACGGCCCUGCUGCUGGAGCCCCGCGGCGGGUGCCAAGCCCUGACCAGCCAGCAGGAAAGAGUGCUCAUUGAGAUCCUCGUGGCCGCCGUGAGACAAGCUGCAGAGGGGCGCCCACCUGCCGGCCGGCGCCUGGGCAAGAAAGCCACCCGGGAGGUGGACGGGACCCGCCGCUGGCGUGAGCACGCCAACAUGAGCCGACACUUGGCCAAGGUGCUGCCCCGGCUGCUCUCCAAGUUUGCAGCGGACAAAGAGAAGGUGACCCCCCUCCUGCAGAUCCCACAGUAUUGCAACCUGGACGUGUACGACACGGACGGCCUGGGCUCGUACCUGGACGCGGCGCUGCUGGAGCUGGACUGCCUGGUGCAGCGGCACUCGGACGUGGCGGUGCUGGAGGCCUGCGCCCGCGCCUACGGCACGUACUGCGACGAGGGCCGCUCCGCGCACGGCCAGGCCGCCCCCGCCCGCAGCCGGCUGGUGGACAUGCUGGUGGACGCGCUCACCCCGCUGCUGGACGUGUUCAUCCAACACGAGAAGCAGGGCCUGUUCCUUGGACACAGUGAGAUGGGGCGGAUCUGCUCCACGCUGCGGAGACUGGCGGCCUUCUACAGUGCACACGACCUGAGCAGCUGGAAUCUGUAUGAGAAGAUGGACAGCCUGCUGACUUUCCGCCGGCACCGGGGCAGCCUGCCCACUGAGGUUGUCCACUGUGCCCUGCAGUGCACCUACUACGCGCUCCUGUGGCAGAUCGUCGCCGCCACGGACCGGCUGCCGCCGCAGGAGGCGCUCCUGGACUUGAGGAAGAGGCUGCUGAGGUUCUGCCUGGUGUGCCGCGUGUACCUGAACCACCAGAGCAAGGUGCUGAGCGAGAAGGCCUUCAUCCUGCUGUGUGACCUGCUCCUCAUCCUCAGCCACCAGGGCCCUGAGGAGGACUCGGGCCUGGGGCUGCUGUUCUUCGUGCCCGACCACGUCCUGCAGUGCAAGCUCCUCACCUUUGUCAAGGAGCACGUGUUCCUGGAGGAGGCCGGAGAUGCAGGGCCCAGCAGAGUGUACAGGGAGGAGGACGCGGACGAGCUGCACGCGCUGUUCCAGCGGAGAAACAUGCUGGCCGUGUUCUGUAAGCUCAUCGUGUGCAACGUGCUGGACCUGAGCUCCGCCGCCGCCAUCUACCAGUUCUACCUGAAGCACUACCAUCACUUUGGGGACAUCAUCAAGGAGACCAUGACCCGGACGAGGCAGAACGACAGGCUUCGCAACGCGCUGUCCCUGCUCCUGUGCCUGCAGCAGCUGUUCCAGAAGCACGUGGACACGUAUGGCAUGGGCUACGACCCCAUCGAGUUCAUCUGCGGCCCCUUCUACUCCAUCCGGCUGUUGGCACGCCGCUUUGCGCUCACCCUUGGCUUUGACCGUGCCCGUGACGCGGCCCACCUGAUCCACAGGCGUGGGCUGGCGUUUGCCUUUUCCGAGUCCCCCGUGCCUGAAGAGGAGGAGGCCCGGCAGAGGUUCCCCAACCUCAGCUUCCUGCUGGUUCUGGCCGAGUUCUCCUGCAAGAUCCCCCCUGCAGAGCGACAAGCCGCACUCACCCACUUCCAGGACUCCAUCCCCGAGGGCCUGCCUGUGUUUGGGGAAGGGGACAUGAACCCCAUGCUCGUCUAUCGCAAGUCCCUGAUAAGGACGGACUACGUGGCCCAGGGGGAGGACGAGCCCGCCGCCAACCCGUUUGACGCCAUCUGCAAAGACAGCAAGCGGCCCCAAGAGUUGCCCGUGGGGACGUGCUCCACCUGGACUCCAGACACCCUGGCCAGCUGCAGCGCGGGCGACAGAGAGCCGAGAAAUUCCUCCACGGGCCAGAAGUCCAAGAGGGACGUCUUCGAUGUCGACUUCCUGUCCUCGGAGGACUCUGAGAACUCGUCCAACGAAGACGUGGACGUGGAGGGCAUCUCCGUCCACGAGGGCGCGUCGGACUGAAGAGGACUCCGUCGGCAGUUCCAAGUUCCUCCUCGGUCGUCGACCUCUGCUCCUGGGCUUGGGGAGCCCGUGGCGUCCAGGCGCGGCCGACCCAGGCCCCCAGGGCUCCAGGUGGACGGAAGUGACCCCCGCCGCCCGCACCCGUGCACUCCGGCCGCGUGUGAGGAGAGAGGGUCACAUGACCGUGGACGGGGGCCCCCCCCGGGGUGCCCACACCCCCCCCAACCCACUAGGUGCCUACCCGCCUGCGGCUUCUCUGGCGACCACUGUGCUUGGCUGGAAGGUCCCGGAAGCUGCCUCCCCCGCUGCGGACCACGGUGCCGGCCCCCUUGGCGGGCGUGCUCCUGCACGGCGUGGGUCUGGCCGGGCCGACCGCCCUUCCUUCCCCGGCUCGGGACCCCGCGGCUGGGUGAUUCCCGGCGUCCGGUGCCGAGAGCCCGCGGCCGUCGGGUCGGCUCUGCUCCGGCGCUGCGGACAGACUGGCUGGAGCGGGACGCGCGUUGGCCACCGACCCCCGGUGUGCAGGGGGCCCCGUACCUCCGGUCCCGUGUCGGUGCCGAAGCAGAGCUCUCGGGGCCACGGUGUGGAGGAGGACGCCUCGAGGGGACACGGAGAGCGAGGCCGGGCUGCGGGGAGGACUCCUGCCGGUCACGCACAGGCAAGAACGGGCCCAGGAGCUCGGGCCUGGGGGACCCUGUGUAGACCUGGACCUGGGGGUUUGUUCUGUGUAGACCUGAGCCUGGGGAGCUCAGGCCCGCGCAGACCUGGGCCUGGCAAGUUGCCGUCCAGGAGGGACACCCGUGCCUCUGGCUGUCCCCUCCCCGGGGCCGGGGCAGCUGUUGUGGGGAAGCAGAGCCCUUCAUGGGGGCCUCGAGAACACGGGUUGCCCGCGGGCAGGGCUCUGCAGGAGGGUCACCCUGCCAGACGCUCCGGACCCCACGGCCCGUGACCCUCGGCCGGACGUGCCGCGCCCCAGAGCCGUGCGCACGGCGUGGUCUCCCGUGGAGCCGCGGCCGUCUGUCCCCAGUAGCGUCCCUGCCUGGCAUCUGCCCCUUGUGAUCUCUGUGUGCGUGUCUGUGUCGUGGGCGGGCGAGCCAAGCCCCUCACGGAAAAUCCUUCAAUCCUUUAUUCGAAAAUACAGACGUGAGCUUGUGAAACGUUUUUAAACCGCUACACACACCAAAUAAAGGUUAACUUUACACGUUUUGUA